AUGCAAGGCACUGCCCAGGCACGGCAUGGUGCGAGCGUAGACGGGCCGGACCGGUACGACACGGUGCGACUGAUCGUGUCUAGGCUGAGCGCAGACGGGCCGGCACGGCACGGCCCACCCCGUCUCGCCCCGGCCGCCCGCGCAGACUCCCGGCCACCCGCCCGCACCGGCCACACCGCCGCUCGGCCUCGCCGCCCCUGCCUCUACCCUGCCCCGGACGCCCCCGCCGCCCCUCCCCGCCCGCCUGACCGCGCUGCCACCUCCCUGCCCCGCCCCGCCGCCUCGCCGCGGCAGCCGCCUAGCCUCCCCGGCAGCUCCCCGCCCCGCCUAGCCGCGCCGUCUCCUGGCCGCUCCGCCCCGGCCCCGCCGCCCCUCCCCGCUCGGCCGGCCCGCCGUGCCGCAACUGUGCCCGGAUCGACCCAACACGGCACAAUCAGCCACGGGCCGUAUCGUGGGCCGCGCCUCCAGCACGCGGACCGGCACAACAUGAUCCGGUUGCUUAGCCGGGUCUAUCGGACCGUGCCUUAG
Molecule: messenger RNA, 528 nt
Organism: Phragmites australis (common reed)
Lineage: Eukaryota; Viridiplantae; Streptophyta; Magnoliopsida; Poales; Poaceae
Product: vegetative cell wall protein gp1-like
Exons: 2
Coding region: 1-528 (175 amino acids)
Source: RefSeq, a predicted model, not a curated record